GCAGUCGCGGGGAGAGACCCCUGCACGCCCCGGCCAUGGACGAGUUCCGACGCUCGUACACCCGGCUGUGCCAGGACAGUGGCGCCGAGCCCCAGGAGAGCGUCCUGCAGCGGCUGCACGAGCUGCCCGCGGGCCGGUUGGACCUGGCCACCCUGAGCCUGACGGUAGACACGUGCAGGGCUCUGGGCAGGCUGCUGCAGAGCGAGGCACUGCUGGAGGAACUGGUGCUUAGCGACUGCAUGCUCAGCGAGGAAGGGUCCACACUGCUGCUCCAGGGCCUCUGCUCCAACUCUGCCUUGCGAGUUCUGGACCUUAAGGGCAACAACCUUCAGGCCGUGGGCGCUGAGGCCCUGGGCAAGCUCCUCCGGCAGAACAAGUCCAUUCGGAGCCUCACCCUGGAGUGGAACAACCUGGGUGCGUGGGGAGACGCCUUCACCACCUUCUGCGGGGCCCUGGCCUCCAACAGCGUCCUGCAGCAGCUGGACCUCCGCAACAACCAGAUUGGGCCGCCCGGCGCCGAGGCCCUGGCCCUGGCCCUGAAGAGGAAUGCCAGUCUGCAGCAGCUGGACCUGCGCUGGAAUAACAUCGGCCUCCUGGGGGGGCGAGCCCUGGUGGAUUGUCUCCCCAGCAACAGGACCCUGUGGAGACUGGAGCUGGCGGGGAACAGCAUCCCCAGCGACGUGCUCAGAGCCGUGGAGCAAGCCAUGGACCACAACCAGGACCGGCUGGCCACGCAGCGGGAGAGCCGCGCCCGCGCCCAGGUGCUCAGCAAGGAAGUGCGACUGCUGCAAGAGGAGAAGUCCAAGCAGUUCCUGAACUUGAUGCAGAGGAUUGAGAAGCAGCAGGAAGAGCUGAGCCGGAGCGGCAGGGUGUCGGCCACCCGGGUCGGGCAGCUCCAGGAAGCCUUGGAGGAGCGGCAUUCCGUCAUCAACGCCCUGAAGGCCAAGCUGCAGAUGACCGAAGCCGCCCUGGUGCUGUCAGAGCAGAAGGUGCAGAAGCUGGAGGCGCUCGUGGCCGCGGCCGAGCAGGAGCAGCAGAGCCAGGCGCAGCGGCAGGCGAGGGAGCAGAGGCUGCAGCAGCAGGAAGCUGCGGAGCGGGAGGCCAAGCUUCUGAAAGACCUGGCUGAGGCCAACGAGCAGAACCUCCGGCUGCGCGACCAGGUGGACGCGCUGGAGCGCAAGGCCAAAGCCCAGCAGGAGCAGCUGUUCCUUGCGCGGCAGGAACUAACCGACCGGACGGCAGAGCUGAAGAUCCGGGCCGUGCAGGCCGCGGAGCGCCUGGAGUUGGAGAGGAAGCGGUCCCGCCAGAAUCUGGAGGACUCCGCGCGGCUGCACUCUCAGGAGGUACAGCACAUGACGCGCCACCUGGAGGAGAGUGAACGGGCACUGCAGGGCCGGGUACAGAGGCUGGAGGCGGCGCGGCUGGCCCUGGAGGAGGAGCUGAGCCGAGCCAAGACGGCGGUGCUGUGUGAGCGCAACCAGGCAGAGGAGGAACUCGCUAAGGCCAGGAGCCAGGCGCGCCUGGAGGAGCAGCAGCACCGGGCACACCUGGAGGAGAAGCUGCGGCUGCUGGCGCAGGCGCGGGAUGAGGCCCAGAGCACCUGCCUGCAGCAGCAGCAGAAGGUGAGCCAGGCCCAGGCCCAGGCUGCACAGCUGGACCUGCAGGUGGAGGGCCUGCGGCGGCGUCUGGAUGAGCUGCAGCAGGAGCUGCGUGACAAGGACCAAGAGAAGGUGGCUGAGGUGACCAGGGUGCGGGUGGAGAUGGAGGAGCAGAAUGGCCACUUGCGGGCUGAGCUCACCGCCCAGGAGGCACUGAGAGAGAAGGUGGCAGCCCUGGAGCGCCAGCUGAAAGCGAGCGCUAGUGACCACCGGGAGGCGCUGCUGGACCGGGAGAGCGAGAACGCGUCCCUGCGAGAGAAGCUGCGCCUAAAGGAAGCGGCGCUGGCCCGGGUCCGGGAGGAGGAGGCGCAGCGGGCCAGCUUCCUGCAGAACGCCGUGCUGGCCUACGUGCAGGGCGCCCCGCUCCGGGCGCUGAGCCCCCAGAAGUGAGGGCCGGCGCCCCCCCCCCCGGAACUCGCCGACCGGACUGC
This is a messenger RNA of Sorex fumeus (smoky shrew), 2089 nucleotides long. RefSeq names its product leucine rich repeat containing 45 (gene LRRC45). The record is from RefSeq and is a predicted model, not a curated record. The transcript is spliced from 17 exons. Gene Ontology annotation, cellular component: centrosome. The coding region runs from base 36 to 2048 and encodes 670 amino acids. Gene Ontology annotation, molecular function: protein binding. NCBI's taxonomy places the organism in Eukaryota, Metazoa, Chordata, Mammalia, Eulipotyphla, Soricidae.